Panicum virgatum (switchgrass) is the source of this 2216-nucleotide messenger RNA. Its product is annotated as amino acid transporter AVT1C-like. The transcript has 12 exons. The record is from RefSeq and is a predicted model, not a curated record. The coding region runs from base 220 to 1947 and encodes 575 amino acids. Gene Ontology annotation, cellular component: plasma membrane. Lineage: Eukaryota; Viridiplantae; Streptophyta; Magnoliopsida; Poales; Poaceae.
GCCUGCCCCCCGUGAAUGGAAUUGGAACGGACAGCAGCUUCAGCUCCAAGUGGGGUGGUGAGGUGGACGCGGUAGCCCAGCCCAGCCUGCCGCUGCCGUUAUUUUAACAGCCAGCGCUUCUCCUUCCGGGGAGGAGUGGUGCCCACGCAGUCGCAGUCGCCGUCGCAGACGACGAGGGGCAUCAGUCAGAGCACAACCAACGCAGGCAGCAGAGCCAAGAUGAGGAGCUCGGUGUCGGAGCGCAGCCUCAUCAUCGAGAGCGACGACGACGACGACGACGACCACCCCCAAUCCCAACCGUCCGCCGCCGCCACAAGAAGAAGAAGAUCAAGACGCCACGAGGAUGGCUCCGGCUCCGACUCCGACCCCGGCUCCGGCUCCGACUCGUCCUCCCCCUGCGCCACCCCGCGCCUCCCGCCCACCGCCUCCUCCUACACCCAGCAAUGGCCGCAGAGCUACAGGCAAUCCAUCGACAUCCUUAGUAGCGUGCAGUCACCAAAUCUCAGCUUCUUAGGGACCCCAACUCUAAGCAGGCUCUCCAACUCCUUCAUCACCAACUCUUUUCGGGGUAAAACCCCUGAAAUCAUCUCUAAUCUUGUCAAGCCACUCCUGCGCCCCACCACAAGUGAUGACCGCCAGCAGCAGCAGCAGCAGCAACAGGAAGAAACGCAAAAGAGUUCCCACUACCUUCUGCCCUCGAGGAAACCGUCCUUGCAACAAAUCCCUGAGGAUCAAAAGCCACUGCUAGUUGCUCAUGAGGUGUCUCCUUAUCAAAAAUGCUCUUACACCCAGGCAGUGGUCAACGGAAUAAAUGUUCUAUGUGGAGUGGGAAUCCUAUCAACGCCUUAUGCCAUCAAACAAGGUGGCUGGGUUGGACUGGUGAUACUCUAUUUAUUUGCUGUUCUAGCAUGGUAUACUGGUGUGCUCCUGCGCCGUUGCCUGGACAGCAAGGAGGGCCUUGAGACAUACCCAGAUAUUGGCCAUGCCGCCUUUGGCACCACCGGCCGUAUACUUAUCUCGAUAAUCCUGUAUGUGGAACUAUAUGCCUGUUGCAUCGAGUAUCUGAUAUUGGAGAGCGACAAUUUAUCAAAAUUAUUCCCCAGUGCACACCUGACCAUUGGGAACUUGACACUGAACUCCCAUGUAUUUUUUGCAAUCUUGACUACCAUCAUAGUCAUGCCGACCACUUGGCUCCGUGACCUUAGCUGCCUGAGCUAUCUUUCAGCUGGAGGUGUCAUUGCAUCAAUCCUUGGAGUCAUCUGCCUGUUCUGGGUAGGUGCUGUUGACAAUGUUGGCUUUGAGAACAAAGGAACUGCACUGAACCUCCCUGGAAUCCCUAUUGCAAUUGGAUUGUAUGGUUAUUGCUACUCAGGGCAUGGGGUGUUUCCAAAUAUCUAUUCUUCUCUGAAGAAUCGCAACCAGUUCCCUUCAAUCCUUUUCACUUGCAUUGGGCUUUCUACCAUUUUGUUUGCUGGUGCUGCAGUGAUGGGAUACAAAAUGUUUGGUGAAGCCACAAAGUCCCAGUUCACACUCAACUUGCCAGAUAAUUUAUUGGUUUCAAAGGUUGCUGUUUGGACCACGGUGGCAAAUCCAAUAACCAAAUAUGCAUUAACCAUAAUCCCCCUGGCUAUGAGUUUGGAGGAGUUGCUGCCACCAAAUCAACAGAAGUACUCAAACAUAAUCAUGGUUAGAUCAGCCCUGGUGGUGUCAACCCUCCUCAUUGCUCUUUCUGUACCCUUCUUUGGACUCGUGAUGGCCUUGGUUGGUUCGUUGCUCACGAUGCUUGUGACCUAUAUUCUACCCUGCGCGUGCUUUUUGGCAAUCCUUAAGAGAAAGGCGACUUGGCACCAGGUAGCAGCUUGCUCAUUCAUCAUCGUGGUCGGGGUUUCCUGCGCGUGUGUGGGGACAUACUCGUCCCUGUCCAGGAUAAUCCAGAACUACACCUGAGUGUACACGAUGCAGUUGUUCCUGUCAUCCUCCAUAUACAAUCUCAUGCGCGCGCGAUACAUACGAGCGAAGCACAUACAAAACAAAAUUUUGCCCAGCAAUUUAUAGUAAAGCUGAUGUGUAAUAAAUUUGUGACAUGUCAAUGCUUGCAUCUGGGUGGACCAACAAAUAUGUAGCAAGGCUUUUAGAUUGUAUGAUGCAUAAAUAACGACAGUGUUUUAAGAAUUGGCAUGCAAAAGAUUAAGUUCAUUCGGUGUUUUUCUUUUUUA